Heteronotia binoei (common prickly gecko) is the source of this 1413-nucleotide messenger RNA. RefSeq names its product calcium homeostasis modulator 1 (gene CALHM1). The record is from RefSeq and is a predicted model, not a curated record. The transcript is spliced from 2 exons. Bases 61 to 1062 code for a protein of 333 amino acids. Lineage: Eukaryota; Metazoa; Chordata; Lepidosauria; Squamata; Gekkonidae. Gene Ontology annotation, molecular function: monoatomic cation channel activity.
AAAACUGGACAAUAUCUCUUCUUUCAUAGUGGUAGAAGUGUUCAGAAAGUGACAGGCAGAAUGGAUAAAUUCCGAAUGAUCUUCCAGUUCCUUCAGUCCAACCAGGAGUCAUUCAUGAAUGGUAUCUGUGGUAUCAUGGCUCUUGCCAGUGCACAGAUAUAUGUGGCUUUUGAUUUCAAAUGCCCAUGUUUACCUGGCUAUAAUCUGGCCUAUGGGAUGGGUAUCCUGUUUGUACCACCUCUUGUCUUGUUCUUAUUGGGCUUCGUGAUGAACAACAAUGUCUCCAUGUUAGCUGAAGAAUGGAAAAGACCUACGGGGAAACGGCAGAAAGACCCAGCUGUUUUGCGUUACAUGUUCUGCUCCAUGACGCAGCGGGCCAUGAUUGCUCCUGCUGUCUGGAUUUCUGUCACACUGCUUGACGGAGAGUGCUUUGUGUGUGCCUUCUGCACCUCUGUGCCCAUAGAGAAGCUGGGAAAUGACAGCUACACAGGCCUAUCUGAGAAAGCAAUGAUGAGGAUUCUGGCCCAGAUUCCCUGCAAAGAAAUUUAUAGUGGACAGGAACUUAUAGCCAGAGAAGUGGCAAUCAGGUACCUGCGCUGUAUUUCCCAGGCAAUGGGCUGGACAUUUGUGCUUCUGAUGACCUUGCUGGCAUUCCUGGUUCGAUCCUUGCGCCCCUGCUUCACCCAAGCUGCCUUCCUGAAGAGCAAGUACUGGUCCCACUACAUUGACAUUGAACGCAAGCUCUUUGAUGAGACUUGUACAGAGCAUGCAAAAAGCUUUGCUAAAGUUUGCAUCCAGCAGUUUUUUGAAGGCAUGAACAAGGACCUAAGCAUGGGCCACUCACACUUUCCUGAGAAGGCACCUUCAGAAACUGGAGAGGAGAAGGAAAAACUACUGGGCAUUAUGGACCAAAGGACUAUGAAUAAACUUCUGAAGAACUGGCAUAAAUGUAAGCCCCCACUAUGCCUCAACCAGGAGGUGCUACAGAAUGGCUGGGCAGGAGAAAUCAUACAGUCUCAUGUGCCUAAGAGAGAGUAUGCUGCAUAUUACAGUAAAGUCUGAGGAUGGAUUGGGAAGCAAACAGAAAACAGGCUUCACUGCAGAGAGCUCCUUGGGAAUGAAUGCUCUUUAAACAAGGAAGUCCUGUAGUAGGUCAGAUGGCAUGAUGGUUGCAUCUGGGACAUCUAUCCAGAAGAAUUCUUCAUUCCUUUUCAAUGGGCAGAAAAUUAUUGAAGACACUUAAAUGUAGUAAAACAAAUAAACAUGGAAAGUACAUGGCAACAGAACUGCUCUGAAAGAAAGAAGAUGCUGGAGAGGCACCUCAAAUCAGAUGGCUGCUGGGAUCAAACUGGAUAGAUAGCAAGACUAAGACGUGCUCAGUGGUACAGCUCAUUCACUCAGGAUUGCUUUUAA